CAGUUUUAGGUGGUUCACUGUGUCCUUCCGAACUGGCCAAGCAAAUCAUGGACAGGAUGAAGUUACAAGAACUUGUUAUUGCAUAUGGGACAACAGAGAACAGUCCUGUCACAUUUCAGGGAUUUCCACAAGAUGAUAUAAAACGGAAAACAGAGACAGUUGGAUACAUCUCCCCUCAUGCUGAGGCUAAAGUUGUGGAUCCCCAAACUGAGGAAAUCCUUCCUGUGAACACGGCAGGGGAACUGUGGAUCCGCGGCUAUUCCGUCAUGUUGGGAUACUGGAAUGACCAGGAAAAGACAAAGGAAGUUAUCACCCCGGAGGGCUGGUAUAAAACAGGUGAUAUUGGCAUGCUUGAUCCAUAUGGAUACUGCAAGAUCAUGGGCAGAAUUAAAGACAUGAUCAUCCGUGGAGGAGAGAACAUUUACCCUGUGGAGAUAGAGGCAUUCUUCCACAAGCAUCCCAAAGUAACUGAGGUGCAGGUGAUUGGAGUUCAUGAUGACAAGAUGGGAGAAGAGGUCUGUGCCUGUGUGAAACUGCAUGAUGGAACGGAGUGCACCACUGAGGAGCUCAAGGCCUACUGCAAAGGGCAGAUCGCCCACUUCAAAAUCCCACGAUACAUCGUGUUUGUGAAGGAUUUCCCUCUGACAACCACUGGAAAGGUUCUAAAAGGUAAACUGAGGGAGAACAUUGAACGGGAGCUGAAGUUGCGUCCCGAGUGACAAAGCCCACAGAGGGGGUCAGCAAGGGGUUCCUAUCAUCAUCUGCCCAAGCAGGAGAACUGUCCCCCCGAUGUUACCAAGGAAUGUGGGGUUCAGCCUUCCCCACCACGAACUCAGAAACAUGAAGUAUAAGGAGCCAGUCAGCCCCUUGGCCUAUUCUGACAUUCAAUUAGACUAUGCCCGAUUUGCAUCUUAAUAACAUUCAGCUUCUUAAUCAUUUGUACCUUUCACAAACAAAAACCUGGUGACCUGAGUAGAGAAACCUACUCCUAACAAAAAAAAUCCCCUUCCACGGCAGUUCUGUGAGUGAGAAAUUCUCAACUUUCCUCUGCCUUUGUGUGGAAAAGUUUCUGUCCUGAAUCGCCUUGUUGUAAUUGCAAGUUAUAUCUUCACCCUGACUCACUCACGACAGGAAAUAAUUUCUCUGCAACUAUACUCUCAAUCUUAGCUUAGAUCCCCUAGAGUCUUCUGUGCAAUUUGUCCCUGCAGUUGAACUGAUUAGCUCAGACAUCAUUCUGGCAAAACCCCUCGACCUCUAUACUCCUUAUUUGUAGAGAACAUUGCCCCCUUUUGGAGCUGGGCUUGUUGCAGACGGUCCAAUUACCCAUAUUAACAGGGCAAGUACAUUUUAGAAUUACCAGGGAAAAAACUGGGAUACAAAGUCCACAUCUCUGAAUGGGUGUAUAGGAUUUCCUACAUUGUCAAGAGAAGCUGGAAUUCUGAUCCACAAAUGAGAGCGGGAUUGACUGAGUACAACCAACAUGCCCUAAGCAUAUGAUGCCUUCCUUUGAAAAAUCUAAUAGCCCUGUUCCUGGAACCGCAGCUGGAAUCUUUCCAUAGAUGUUCUGCUGACUACUCCUAUACAGAGGCUGAUCUAAUCUACUUAAUGUACCCCAUCCAAUUAUAAAUUUGAUGAUCUAUAAUUGCAAUAUGAUGAACUCUGAUCUGCCACUUCUCUCAGCAAGGACUUACCCAAUCCAUUAAUGAAUUGCACAUCUUACACCAUUUUAACAUGAAUUCAAAGAUCAUUUCUGGCCCAUGACACCAAUCUCUCACUGUAUAACUUAUCAUGGACUCUACCCCAUGACAAGUCUACGAUGUGUGAGGCUCAGAUUGGAUUGGGUUUCAAAAAAUGCUUUUCCUUCACCGUAGAUCAAGUUAGGAAAAAAAUGUCAGUGUGGGUUGUUGAGUCAAGUAUUGACAUGGGCAUCAAGCCACAACCUUCAGAUUUGACAACUAGGCAUAAUGGAGAUCAGAAAGGUAGGCAUUACCUCAUUUUAAUUCUCUACCCAUUUCACCAGCCAGUCAGUUUUAACUUUUAAAAAUUUUGUACACUCACAUACUGAG
Mobula hypostoma (lesser devil ray) is the source of this 2066-nucleotide messenger RNA. It is a transcript of the gene acsf2, whose product is annotated as acyl-CoA synthetase family member 2. The annotation marks the transcript as partial. The record is from RefSeq and is a predicted model, not a curated record. The transcript is spliced from 7 exons. Gene Ontology annotation, molecular function: medium-chain fatty acid-CoA ligase activity. NCBI's taxonomy places the organism in Eukaryota, Metazoa, Chordata, Chondrichthyes, Myliobatiformes, Myliobatidae. Gene Ontology annotation, biological process: fatty acid metabolic process.